This is a messenger RNA of Cornus florida, 774 nucleotides long. RefSeq lists its product as uncharacterized. NCBI's taxonomy places the organism in Eukaryota, Viridiplantae, Streptophyta, Magnoliopsida, Cornales, Cornaceae. The transcript has a single exon. The coding region runs from base 1 to 774 and encodes 257 amino acids. The record is from RefSeq and is a predicted model, not a curated record.
AUGAAAUGGGAUCAAUACAUCCCCUCAACCACUGCAAAUAAUCCUCUCACUCCCACAUGGGUAAAGUUCUAUGGCAUCCCUCAAAAGUAUUGGACAGCAAUAGGACUAAGCCAUAUUGCUAGCACUGUGGGAAUCCCUCUCUACGCAGACCAAGCAACAGAAGCCAGAUCAAAACUCAGAUAUGCAAGAAUCUGUAUCAAUGUUGAUCUCUCAAAACCUCUUCUCACUUCAACCCAGCUCAAGAUGGAUGGAUUCAUUUUUGACAUUGGUAUCGAAUAUCAAUGGCUCCCAAAGAUCUGUAACCUGUGCAAAAAACUCAACCACACUGAACCAUCUUGUCCUUUAUACCAUAUCAACCAUGAAGCACAGAUGAGAACCUCUAACGUUCCACCAAAUGGUACCACAAGCCCCAUCAUUGAAGGCAACCCUUCAGCCCAUAAUCCACCAAACACAGAAUGGAUCACAAUUCAAAAGAAAAAGGGUAAAAAGCUCUACCCCAAAGCUACUGGGAUUCAGCAAUCAUCAUGCCCUAUAAUUUCUAAUCCAUUCUCACUCCUUAACUACUCUCAUCAGAGUCAGCAUCUCCCUCACCUCCAACCUCACCCACAACAAACCCCUCACAAUCAGCCAACUCACCAUCCACACCACCUUAUUCCCAGGCCACAAACAUCCAAGCUCAUGUAUUAUCUCCCUUAUGCAUCAGGAAACUUACAUUCAAUGACUCCCCUUCCUCCUCUAUCCCAUCUCAGAUAUGUUCCUCUUUACCUUCAUUAA